AUGCACCUCCCAUCCCACUGUCUCCGCCAAGCAGCACGGCGGUCCAUCCCCCGCCCCUUCUUCCCCACACCAGCUCACCUCCGAUCCUUUACAACAACGCCAAUAAACCUCGCCCGUCGAAAACAGACCGCGGGAGAGCGCCGCGACGAGGACGACGGCGUGAAAGCACUCACGGGCAAUCUCGCCGUCGAUGGCGUGCACCGCUACGAGCUAGACUUCUUGGAGACGGCGGAAUGGGUUAAGGAGCUGUUGGUGAAGAUGAGGGAUGACCAGGGGAUGUUGAAAGACCUAUCGCGCCCCUUCACACCCCCAACUCCGCACCACACCCUGAUAGUCGAAACCCGCGACCGCUUUACCUACGACUUCACGCAACCGGCGCCAGUCGACACCGACGUCAAGCUGCACGUCCCCGUCGCCGGGCUCAACCUUGACGCCCAGCAGCGGCAUAAAUUGCUCCUCCUCGCGGGACAAAACUACGACCCGUACAUUGAUGUUAUCACAUUGAAGAAGGAGACGCCGGUUGAGGGCGUGAAGGAUGCGCUGAGUGAUAGGGAUCAGAAUAGGGUGGAAUUGGCGAGGGCGGUGAGGAGGAUGGUGGAGGAUGCUAAGGACACAACGGACUCCUUCACAGACAUCCCAUUAGACAUGCGGCACCUCAAACCCCGCAACGUCGGCCUCGAGUUUCCCCAGGAAUGGCUCAAGCCACGGCAAAAGAGGAGGGCCGCCACCGCCACCACGAACUGA
Molecule: messenger RNA, 744 nt
Organism: Fimicolochytrium jonesii
Lineage: Eukaryota; Fungi; Chytridiomycota; Chytridiomycetes; Spizellomycetales; Powellomycetaceae
Product: mitochondrial ribosomal subunit protein-domain-containing protein
Exons: 3
Coding region: 1-744 (247 amino acids)
Biological process (GO): mitochondrial translation
Cellular component (GO): mitochondrial small ribosomal subunit
Molecular function (GO): structural constituent of ribosome
Source: RefSeq, a predicted model, not a curated record